This is a messenger RNA of Postia placenta MAD-698-R-SB12, 921 nucleotides long. RefSeq lists its product as hypothetical. The coding region runs from base 1 to 921 and encodes 306 amino acids. The record is from RefSeq and is a predicted model, not a curated record. The transcript has 2 exons. Lineage: Eukaryota; Fungi; Basidiomycota; Agaricomycetes; Polyporales; Adustoporiaceae.
AUGCCAUGGCCUCUCCCGGUAAAAGUCUGGUUGCUGAUCAUCGAUGAACUGGGGGCACAAGGCGAAUACGAUGCGUUGGAGGCAUGCGCAGAUGCCGGGGGAGGCCUGCUGAAGGAGAGAGCGAAGAGGUACAUUCCAAAGGAAAUGACAUUUAGGACGCCGGAGGAGGUUGCGAGCAUCAAUGUGGGGCAGCGCUGGAAGGGACCAGAGGAAGUGCACAUCGUGGGAGGGAGGCGAGGCGGUGAGCGGCUUCCGAUCCCACACCUGGCAACAUUCGCGUCGAGGCUCGCAGGAAAGUGGACCAAUGUAAACGAGCUAACGAUCGAGAGGGCGGAGUGGCGGGUGCAGGAUCUCGAUCGGGCUUCCCUCUUACUCGAUUUAGGCUAUUUCAACAACGUCAGGGAGCUCUGCCAUCUCGGCGAUGUCGAGGUCGUCCAGAAUGUCAUCGAUACCCAGACGCUCUCGGCCUUCGGCCUUCAACGGCGCGCUACCCGCCUGGUCGAGAUACAUGUGCAGCGGCGCACUGGAUCACUCACAGCGCACUCCAGGUUCGCUGGACUUCUAGCGCUGACCAUUCCAUUCCUCAAGACACCUCCGAGGAGAAAUGUUCGGCAUCUGGGCCUACAGAAUGUCACUCUUCCGACGCCUGGAGUAUUUGCAUGCUUGCUUUGUGGCCUUCCUGACCUGAAACGUCUCAUCAUCGAAGGACCACAUAUCCAUGUGGACAUGCCCUUUUCAUUGCGGUUAAAUACACUCGAGUUCGGCGACGACUUCUCCCUACUUUCCGAUCUUCAGUCCCUGCAUGAUCUCGUCGACUUCUUCAUACAAACCGGUACCACUGCCCGCCUGAUAUCACUCAUCGCUCCGCUGGGCCCGGAUACGCCUCAGCCACAGCACAGAUUGAAGCUCCACCGCUUCUGA